Molecule: messenger RNA, 1454 nt
Organism: Dissoconium aciculare CBS 342.82
Lineage: Eukaryota; Fungi; Ascomycota; Dothideomycetes; Mycosphaerellales; Dissoconiaceae
Exons: 2
Coding region: 109-1200 (363 amino acids)
Source: RefSeq, a predicted model, not a curated record
CAGACAUGCAAGGCGCCUCUAGUAUCAUUACGAUCAGCAAUCCUCGGUAAUCAUCAUCUUCAAGAAUUACCAAUCGCCAAAGCAUACCAGGUAUAUGCUUUGACACAAAUGGAGCAAAAACGAUCAGACGCAGCCCACAAGGUGAAAUGGGCAAAAUUCGUUGCCGCGGUCGAGAAUGAAGAUUUCACUACUACCCAGGCAAUGUUCGACUCUAAGCAACUCGGAGACAUCCACACUUGGGACGAGUUCAGGAUGGCUGCUGACUCCAGAGAGCUGACAACUUGCCUCCGUCACCGAGGAGGAGAGCCUUUGCGGGGAGUUUUGGCCAGCGCAGCGGAGUCGAUAGACGAUCUAAAGACAUUCCAAGAACGAGGCCUGGACUUGGAGCGUAGCGGUCAUUUAUUACUGCAAGAUUUCGCGAACAGGCCAGAAAUCGUGGACUACAUACUCGCGCAAGGCUGUGACAUCAACGAGACUGAUUGUAGGAGAAUGUACGACGGCGUCAUACUUCCUCGGGGAAUGUUUGAUUUCUCCCAUCAUCUUCUGGACAGAGUGGCCGCCCUCGGAAACGUUGAGUUCUUUGACCUCUUAGUUGCACGAGGUGCCGAUCCUCUGCGGAGUUCGGCUCUCCAUCGUGUCUCAGUGUGUCACAGCGAGCAAAAGUCCCUUUCAAUGCUUUCUUCAUUAAUCGACCGUCACAACCUUGAUAUCAAUGCAAAUCUGUAUGAGGGCUAUAACGAUCUGUUCGAUUACGGCCCGGAGAAUGGAACGCCACUUUGCAGUGCCGUCUAUAAUCGCAACCUUCCAGUGGCAGCGGAGCUUCUCCGGCGAGGAGCAAAGAACCAGGACCUGAAGCGGCCAGUUCAAAUAGCCAUCGGCGGGUACUGUGGAAUUGAAUAUCAGGAGCUGGCUUUGAUUCUGCUCAUGGAAGAGGGCGGAGUUGACGCGCAAAAGGUGCUGAGUGAAGCAGUCGGGCUAGAUCAGAUUUCUGCUGCGAAGUUGUGCCUUGAACGUGGCGCCGAUGCAAUUCAUACUUUACGUGAGCAGAUCUUAGAGGACGAACUCUCUCUGGCCCAAGAGCUCAAUCCUCCUAGCGCUGUUGGAAAUAUCAAAUACCAUAGGAAGAUGUCUGAUGAAAUGAGAGCGCUUCUUGAACAAGGGAAGGGCAGGGUUUCAGGCUUACCGUACAAUACGAAUUGAUCAUGAGCGUCGUAACGCAUGAUGUCUCUCCGUUUUGGGGCGUUCUGCUAUGUGAUGGCAAGCCACUCAGGCUAACAAAGGAAGGAUCAAUGAAGUCCAUGCACAUAUGCCCAACAAAUCGGCCGCUUUCAGAGGAGUAAUAUGGGUCCCACGAUGAAGUCCAAAGUCUUAUCAAUUAAUGAAGAAGACAAUCUCGUACUUGCGUUAGACCACUAGCCAGUCUGCUUCGCAUUCUAGCAAUCUUGCAAUACUAC